UCAUGUUCUUCAAGUUUCCGACAUACUCGGACCUCGUUGUCAUCUUCAUCUCAAGUCUCACUGCCUGCUAAAUCUAAAUGGCUGCACUUUCAGAAUAAUGACCUGCAUGACUUUUGCUGUUGAAGAAAGUAUGCCCGUCUCAUCGGCCUCAAAAGCCAAUUGGACACCCGCGUACCACGAAGUAUUUCUUGAUCUAUGUGUGGAAGAGACAUUAAAGGGUAACAAACCCUGCUCGCAUUUUACGCGGGAAGGUUGGAGCAACAUUGUUGAAUCAUUUUUCAAAAAGGUUGGUAUGAAAUAUGACAAAUUGCAGAUGAAAAACCAUUGGGAUGGCACCAAGAGACAGUGGAAAGUCUGGCUUAAGCUAACGACUGAGGGUAGUUUGAAAUGGGACCCAACUACUAAUAAAUUUUGUGCCAGUUUAGAGGAUUGGGCCAACUAUAUACAGGCAAACCCGGAAGCUGCACAAUUUCAGUUUAAGAAACUUCAAUCCGCUGAGAAAUUGAAAAUCAUCUUUGGUGGAGAUAUAGGUACUGAAGAGAUGGAGCUUGCUACUUGUCACAAGAGGCGAAAUUGUUGUUCCACAAUUUCUGUUAAAGACAACGAAGACGAGUGUCUUUACGAUGAAACUGCACCCAGGCGGGCUGAUAAGAUUCAGUGCAGACAAAGUAGAACAAUUGACAGUGAACAGAGUAUGUCCAUCUCAGCCCCUCGUAAGGCAAAAGUCGUUUGGGCACCUCCCCUCCACAAAGCUUUCAUUGACCUGUCUCUGGAAGAGACGUUGAGAGGGAAUAAGCCCGGGACGCAUUUUACCAAGCAGGGUUGGAAGAAUAUCCUUGGAUCGUUUCACAAGAGGACCGGUUUAAGGUUUGAGCGGUUACAGUUGAAGAAUCACUGGGAUAACACCAAGGAACAAUGGAAAAUCUGGAAUAAGCUAGUCUGUACAAGUUGUAUGAAAUGGGAUUCAAGUACGAAAGUAUUUGGUGCAAAUGAAGAAGUUUGGAAGAACUACAUACAGGAAAAUCCAGAAGCAGCACAGUUUCGCUACAAGGAGCUUCAGUUUGCUGACAAACUGGAUACCAUAUUCAAUGGAGCCAUAUAUGCAGGAGAGGAAGUACCUUCUGCUUGGCAUGCCGAAGAUGGUGAUAAGUUGAUCGCGCCAACGUUGCAAAUAGAAAAGCCAGGCCUUCUGCAGCCAGAGGUAACGGCUGAGCAUCUUUACGACCCAGUUCCUGUUGAAUCAAGUAGUGCUGCAAUAACUCUGAAGAACUUUGUUAGAGCUCCCUUAACACAACAAGUCAGACUCACUUAUAGCAUUGGAGAAUGCGUCGACUGUCUCGAUGGGAUGGAGGAACUAGAACAAGGGAGUGACUUAUAUUUGUUUGCAUUGGACGUAUUCCUAAAGAAGGAAUAUAGAGAAAUUUUUCUUCAACUUAAAAAGCCUAGUCUGAGGAUUUCAUGGUUGCAGCGGCUGCAAGCAGGCAGUCAGCCCUUGCAGUAG
Molecule: messenger RNA, 1501 nt
Organism: Morus notabilis
Lineage: Eukaryota; Viridiplantae; Streptophyta; Magnoliopsida; Rosales; Moraceae
Product: L10-interacting MYB domain-containing protein
Exons: 4
Coding region: 98-1501 (467 amino acids)
Source: RefSeq, a predicted model, not a curated record